This is a messenger RNA of Ornithorhynchus anatinus (platypus), 6584 nucleotides long. It is a transcript of the gene NFAT5, whose product is annotated as nuclear factor of activated T cells 5. Gene Ontology annotation, biological process: regulation of transcription by RNA polymerase II; cytokine production; calcineurin-NFAT signaling cascade. The coding region runs from base 23 to 4678 and encodes 1551 amino acids. Gene Ontology annotation, molecular function: transcription factor binding; RNA polymerase II cis-regulatory region sequence-specific DNA binding; DNA-binding transcription factor activity, RNA polymerase II-specific. Gene Ontology annotation, cellular component: transcription regulator complex. NCBI's taxonomy places the organism in Eukaryota, Metazoa, Chordata, Mammalia, Monotremata, Ornithorhynchidae. The record is from RefSeq and is a predicted model, not a curated record. The transcript has 14 exons.
CCUCGGGCCGGGUCGAGCUGCGAUGCCCUCGGACUUCAUCUCCUUGCUCAGCGCCGACCUCGACCUGGAGUCGCCCAAGUCCCUGUACUCGCGAGAAUCGGUCUAUGAUCUUCUCCCGAAAGAGUUACAGUUACCUCCAUCCAGAGAAACAACUGUAGCAUCCAUGAGUCAAACAAGUGGUGGCGAGGCGGGAUCGCCUCCUCCAGCUGUAGUUGCUGCUGAUGCUUCUUCAGCUCCCUCCUCUUCCUCCAUGGGCGGUGCUUGCAGCUCCUUUACCACCUCUUCCAGCCCUACCAUUUAUUCUACCUCAGUCACCGACAGCAAGGCUAUGCAAGUGGAGAGCUGCUCCUCAGCCGUGGGGGUAAGUAAUCGAGGGGUAAGUGAAAAGCAGUUAACCGGUAACACAGCCCAGCAGCAUCCGUCAACACCGAAGAGACACACAGUCCUGUACAUCUCCCCGCCGCCGGAGGACUUGCUGGAUAACAGUCGGAUGUCCUGCCAGGAUGAAGGGUGCGGAUUGGAAUCUGAGCAGAGCUGCAGUAUGUGGAUGGAGGAUUCCCCCUCCAACUUCAGUAACAUGAGCACCAGUUCCUACAACGAUAACACUGAGGUACCGCGUAAAUCUCGCAAACGAAAUCCAAAGCAGAGGCCGGGGGUCAAACGACGAGAUUGCGAAGAGUCCAACAUGGAUAUAUUCGACGCAGACAGUGCCAAAGCACCUCACUACGUGCUUUCCCAGCUCACUACGGACAGCAAAGGAAACUCAAAAGCAGGAAAUGGAGCAUCUGAAAAUCAGAAAGGAACGGGAGCCAAGAAGAGCCCUAUGUUAUGUGGACAGUAUCCUAUUAAAAGUGAGGGAAAAGAGCUGAAAAUAGUGGUACAGCCGGAGACCCAGCACAGAGCUCGAUACCUGACCGAGGGCAGCCGUGGCUCGGUCAAAGAUAGGACCCAGCAAGGAUUUCCUACUGUAAAGUUGGAAGGCCACAAUGAGCCUGUAGUGUUGCAAGUGUUUGUGGGGAAUGAUUCUGGUCGAGUGAAACCACAUGGGUUCUAUCAAGCCUGCAGGGUAACUGGACGAAAUACAACCCCCUGUAAAGAAGUCGACAUUGAAGGCACUACAGUAAUAGAAGUUGGCCUCGAUCCUAGCAACAACAUGACACUGGCGGUGGACUGUGUGGGGAUACUGAAAUUGAGGAAUGCUGAUGUUGAAGCUCGAAUAGGAAUUGCUGGAUCCAAGAAAAAAAGCACUCGGGCCAGAUUGGUAUUUCGGGUUAACAUCAUACGAAAAGAUGGCUCAACUUUAACUCUGCAAACACCUUCUUCUCCGAUCCUAUGCACUCAACCAGCAGGAGUGCCAGAAAUCCUAAAGAAAAGCCUGCACAGCUGUUCGGUCAAAGGAGAGGAGGAAGUCUUUUUAAUUGGCAAGAACUUUCUGAAGGGAACUAAAGUCAUUUUUCAAGAGAAUAUUUCUGAUGAAAGCUCAUGGAAAUCAGAAGCUGAAAUAGACAUGGAAUUAUUUCAUCAGAAUCAUCUUAUUGUUAAGGUGCCUCCAUAUCAUGACCAAUAUAUAACCUCACCCGUGUCCGUGGGGAUAUAUGUGGUGACUAAUGCUGGAAGAUCCCAUGAUGUCCAACCCUUCACUUACACUCCAGAUUCAGCUGGUGCUCUGAAUGUAAAUGUGAAGAAAGAAGUAUCCAGCCCAGCCCGACCUUGUUCUUUUGAAGAAGCUAUGAAAGUAAUGAAAGCCACUGGUUGUAACCUAGAUAAGGUAAAUAUUCUUUCUAGUGCCUUGAUUCCUCCCACUUCACUCAUGCCAAGCAGUGUGAUUAAGAAUGAAGAUGUUACUCCAAUGGAAGUAACAGCAGAAAAGAGACCUUCUCCUGUCUUUAAGGCGACAAAGGCAGUUGGAUCAACUCAGCAAACGUUAGAAAACAUUUCCAGCAUAUCAGGAAAUGGAUCUUUUUCAUCUUCUGCUUCCCACUUAUCUCCGGACAACGAAAAGCAGCAGCAGAUUCAGCCUAAAGUAUACAACCCGGAGACACUGACAACUAUCCAAACCCAGGACAUUUCCCAGCCUGGGACCUUUCCAACCGUUUCUGCUCCCAGCCAGCUGCCGAACAGCGAUGCAUUAUUGCAGCAGGCCACCCAGUUUCAGCCCAGAGAGUCUCAGUCCAGAGAGGUGUUGCAGUCAGACGGCACCGUGGUGAACUUGUCCCAGCUGACGGAUGCAUCUCAGCAGCAACAGCAGUCACCGCUUCAAGAACAAGCACAGACGUUACAGCAGCAGAUUUCAUCGAGCAUUUUCUCCUCCCCGAACGGCGUGACUCAGUUGCAGAACACCAUCCAGCAGCUGCAGGCCGGAAAUUUUCCGACCGGUCCUUCCGGUGGCAGCGGGGGGAACGUCGAUUUGGUCCAGCAGGUCUUGGAGGCCCAGCAGCAGUUAUCUUCGGUUCUCUUUUCCACCUCGGAUGGUAACGACAACGUGCAAGAGCAACUCAGUGCCGAGAUUUUUCAACAAGUCAGUCAGAUUCAAAACAGUGUCAGUCCCGGCCUGUUUUCCUCAGCAGAGCCAACCGUCCAUCCUAGAGCCGAAAAUCUACUGUCUGGGAGAGCCGAAAACGUUCAUGCCCAGACUGAGGGCACGUUAUCCAAUCAGCAGCAGCAGCAGCAGCAACAGCAACAACAGCAACAACAACAACAGCAGCAACAGCAACAACAACAACAACAGCAGCAGCAGCAACAGCAGCAAGCGUUGGAAUCCUCAGCAGCCAUGGUUAUGGAAAUGCAGCAGAGUAUCUGCCAGGCGGCUGCCCAGAUACAGUCCGAGCUCUUCUCGCCCACCGCUUCGGGAAGUGGAAACCUCCAGCAGUCCCCAGUGUACCAGCAGGCGUCUCACAUGAUGAGCGCACUGUCGACAAACGAAGAUAUCCAAAUGCAGUGCGAGCUGUUCUCCUCGUCUCCCGCGGUCUCCGGGAAUGAAGCGUCCGCCCCGACUUCUCAGCAGGUUGCCGCCCCUGGCCCUGCCCUGUUUCCCGCGCCCAGCUCGGGAGAUGGAGAGGAAACCGGAGGCCAGGCGAAACAGAUUCAGAACAGUGUGUUUCAGACCAUGGUUCAGAUGCAGCACAGCGGGGAAAAUCAGGCUCCGGUGACUCUUUUUUCCCCUACGAAGGGCAUGAUGACUGUUCAGAGCAGCGGAUCCCAACAGCAAGGGAAUGGACUGUUCCAGCAAGGCGGCGAUAUGAUGUCGCUUCAGUCUGGGAGCUUCUUGCAACAGUCGUCUCAUACGCAAGCUCAGCUUUUCCAUCCUCAGAAUCCUAUUGGCGAAGCGCAGAACCUGUCCCAGGAACCCCCGGGUUCCAUGUUCCACAGCCCAAACCCCAUCGUCCACAGUCAGACGCCCUCCUCUUCCUCCGAACAGUUGCCGUCUUCGAUGUUCCACAACCAGAGUCCCAUGGCUGUGCUGCAGGGUUCUUCUGUCCCUCCAGAGCAGCCGCCGCCCAACAUGUUCCUUUCCCAGAGUCCGCUAAGCACUCUGCAGAACAAUCCAGUAUCUCAAGAAGAACAGAUCACAUUUUUUGCAACCCAGAACUCGAUCUCCCCACUUCAGCCGGCAUCGGGCACCGAACAACAGGCUGCUUUCCAACAGCCGUCUCAGAUACCCCACAUCCAGACCCCGCUGCUCUCUCCAGAGCAGGCCCAACCCCCUCAACAGGGCUUGUUUCAGGCUCAGGUAUCGUUAGGCUCCCUUCCCCCAAAUUCACUGUCUCAGAACCAGCAAGGUACAAUCUUCCAGCCUCAGCACUCGAUGGUCACCAUGCCGAAUAACUCAGCGUCCCAAGAACAGCAGCAGCAGCAACAGCAACAGCAGCAGCAACAGCAGACUAUUCUCUUCAGUAAUCAGAGCACGAUGGCCACAAUGGCGUCUCAAAAACCACCCCCCCAAAACCUGAUAUUCAGUCCCAGUCAAAAUCCGUUGACUAACCAGGAACAGCAGAACCAGUCCCUGUUUCACCCGCAAAACAGUAUGCCUCCGAUGAGCCAGGAUCAACAGCCCAUGCAGUUUCAGAACCAGACCACGGUUUCUUCUCUUCAGAACCCAGGAUCCACCCCGUCCGAUCAACCACAGCCGUCUCUGUUCCAUAACUCACCUCAGAUUCAGCUGGUGCAAGGCUCUGCCUCCUCUCAAGAGCAACAAGUCACGCUGUUCAUCUCAUCGGCUUCCAUGUCUGCCUUGCAGAACAGUAUAAACCAACAGGACCUGCAGCAGCCCCCCCUCUACCCACCUCAGAACAACAUGACGGGAAUCCAGGGGACAACAGCUGCACCACAACAACAACCAACUUUAUUUCACAAUACCGCAGGAGGCACAAUGAAUCAACUCCAGAAUUCUCCUGGUUCGACUCAGCAGACUUCAGGAAUGUUCCUGUUUGGCAUUCAGAAUAACUGUAGCCAGCUUUUGGCCUCUGGACCAGCUACAUUGCCAGAUCCUCUGAUGGCUAUAAAUCAACCAGGUCAGCCCCAAAGUGAAGGUCAGCCUCCCGUAUCGACGCUUUUGUCUCAGCAGAUGCCUGAGAAUUCUUCAUUACCGUCAUCUAUCAACUCCAACCAAAAUAUCGAAAAGAUCGAUUUGCUUGUCUCAUUGCAAAAUCAGGGGAACAAUAUGACUGGUUCAUUUUAACUGGAAAUUCCGUCAAGAAAAAUCUGAUUUCCCAAGAUGCCCUUAAACCUGGUAUUCCAGCAUGGAUUAGGGUAUAUGGAAUUGUCGCUGUUUUUUGUUUUGUUUUGUUUUGUUUUUUUUAAUGUAGAGAAAGUGUAACUGUAUUUGAGCAAAUGUGUAGAUUUCACCCUGUCUGCAAAAGAGUGCAUCUUACAUGCUGCCGGUGCAGUGACUAGUAACUAAUGUUAUCAUCCUUGCAAUACUUCAGGCUCUCGAUCACAAUAAUGACUCAAAAUCUGUGCUUUGUAUUUCCAGUUGGUGGAAUUAGGUUUUGCUACUUCCCUAGGCACCAAGCCUAUAUGAAGAGCAGUUGGAAUUCAAAGCCAGGCUCCUCGGUUAUUAUUGUCAUUAGAAAAUAACCUUUGUUGUCCUGUGUACCUUUGCCCCUUCAUCAUUUUGACUUCCCUCCAUCCCUUCAGUCAAGUAGAGUGGCUGGUGGAGAAGAAAAGGCCGACGCUGCCGUUUUCGCUCUAAAAAGCACAGUUGUCGACCAACUGGAUUGAAGGAAUCCCGUUUUCAGUUUCUCUAAAUAAGCCGAAGAGCUGUCACUGGCAAGUAAACUGUAGUCAAAACUCUAUGCAGAGAAGACAACUCUACAUAUUUUAACCAAAAAGCAAAUACUCUGCUACGGCACUGGGAACAGCUUGGAGUGCUGUGGAGUUCCAGUCCCACAAAGUUGUUAACAGUUUUCUAAGUAUUUGUAUUAUGGUGUUUAGAUAUGACUGUGCGUAGAGUAGUGAUUACCUUGCUCAUCACAGAUGAAGAGGAUGAUUUAGGGUAAAUUAUAUCCUAGUAUCUCGUAAUGAAGUUUGAACCGAAGGAAGAGUUUGAGUGGCCGAGUUUUCAAGCCCUUUGUGUCUCUUACCUAGAAGCCACAGGUCAGAACCCGUUACUCUCUCCCCAGUCUCCACCCCAACAUUCUCUUUUAUAUUCAUGCUUUUCUUCCUCUUGCUCAUUUAGUUGCAAGCAUCUAAUACACUACUGGCUUUAGGACCUGAGGCAGCGUAGAGGGAACAAGAGCACUUGAACUCCAGGUGACUGAUUUUGUCCAACCCUGCAGCACAAAAGAAGAGAAAGGGCCCUUUCAGAGAUGUGGGUGGAGGCGGUUUGACUCCAGCGAAGCAAUCCCUUUUUUUUUUUUUUUUCCACGAACGGUGCUCUUCUACAGUCUUCAGAAUUUCCCUCCGAUGGGAAACAGUGACAUUUUUCAUGAAUGCCAGGAUUUCUUAAAAUGCCUUCUCUCCCCGAGCUGCAGUGACUAUCAUCUGUCUUGUCACCUCAGUGCUUUACGGUUUUGAGUGGUCACUUUACUGAGAGUUCCUUCAAGCCUUAGGCUGUACCAGGUCAUUGUCGUUCACUUAAAAUGAAGAAUUUGCUCAUAUAUGCGUUAGCUCAAAAAAGCAAAAUAACACACUCCAGGACUUGUGGUUGUAGCGCUCAAGUUCCAGGCUUUCGGGCGCUCCAACCAACCCAGUGGGUUGCCGACUUCUCGCUACAACCUCUUGUCUGGACCUGUGCUUAUUCCUUAUUCUCCUUUUGGCAUGUAGAAAGCUAUUGAUGCUGUUUAGAACCAAACUAUUGUGUAUGGCUUUUUACGCCUUGAUAUACUGUUUCUGGUAUUCUUGUCUAUUUCGUUUUAUUUUAUUGUUUAAGUACAGAGGAAUAGCCUGUAAAUUGUUCUAAAGUUGUUCUCUUCUGUUUAUUGUUUUUCUAACUUGUAUACCUUGCUGCAUUGUGUAAGAUUGUGGUGUGGUUGGUUUUGUUUUUAUAACCAGAUUUUUUUUUCCCCUAUUUGUGAUAGUCUUUCUCUGUUCUUUUGUAUGUUCUCUUCCUCUUCCUUGUCAUUUUCUCUUGGUUUCCAAUUUCU